Molecule: messenger RNA, 1621 nt
Organism: Helianthus annuus (common sunflower)
Lineage: Eukaryota; Viridiplantae; Streptophyta; Magnoliopsida; Asterales; Asteraceae
Product: E3 ubiquitin-protein ligase SIRP1
Exons: 2
Coding region: 247-1380 (377 amino acids)
Biological process (GO): protein ubiquitination
Cellular component (GO): cytoplasm
Molecular function (GO): ubiquitin protein ligase activity
Source: RefSeq, a predicted model, not a curated record
GUUUUGGAGCUGAAAAGCAAAUUCCCAAUUCACUUCAAUGAUGAAUCUAAACCCCUAAAAUUAAUUUUACCCUGGGAAAUUAACCAAUCAAACACGACCCCACAAAUUCUUUAUCAAUCUCCCCCCAAAAAAACUUCAAAUUUUCAAGAUUUGGAUAACAAAUCCAAAUCCAAAUUCAUCUCCCUCUUUUCCUUGCUGUUUUCGAAAUCUUAAGUGAGAGAGAGAGAGAGAUAUAGAGAGAGAGACAUGGAGGAAGAGAGAGAAGCAACAAGAUAUUGGUGCCAUGAAUGUUCAAGAGUUGUUAAUCCUGUCAUGGAUGUCGAACCGAUCAAAUGUUCGUUAUGUCAAGGCGGAUUUGUGGAGGAAAUGGACAGCCUAACGGCAGAUCACCGCCACGCAGGCGGUGGUGGUUCGGACUCCGAAUAUGGUAUCUCAUUGUGGGCUCCUAUCUUGCUUGGUAUGAUGAACACCCCUCACCACCACCAGAGAGUUAGACAGCAGGGGUUUAAUGAGGAAAAUGAGCAAGAAAACCGCAGUGGGCCCCACAACCGCGGUGAAGGAGGAGAGUCGGAGUUGGACCCCGAACUCGAAUAUUUAAGGUGGAGGAGAAGCUCCCUUGCCAUUCUUCGCCUUCUUCAGGGUAUUCAGGCCGGAAUGGUAUCCGAAUCGGAGAAUAACGAGGAUGGAGGAGACAUCGGACAUGAACGGGAACGGGAACGUGUUAUUCUUAUCAAUCGGUUGAACGGAACUAUCAUCGUUCGCAGUGGCAAUGGUGGUGGUAAUCCAGCUGAUCCGAGUAAUAUGUCCCAAAACCAUGUGUUUGGAUCGUUUGGCGAUUAUUUCGUGGGGCCCGGUUUAGAACAACUCCUUCAGCAUUUAGCCGAAAAUGACCCGAACCGAUAUGGGACACCACCCGCCCAAAAGGAGGCGGUCGAGGCAAUGCCGACGGUCACAAUUGAAGAAAACUCGAUUCCAUGUUCGGUUUGUUUGGAAGAAUUUGAAGCUGGAACCGAAGCUCGAGAGAUGCCUUGUAAACACCGGUUUCAUGGCGAAUGUAUCUUGCCGUGGUUGGAGCUUCACAGUUCUUGUCCCGUUUGCCGGUAUCAGUUGCCGGCUGAUGAAUCGAAGAUCAACCGAGAACAAGACGGGUCUAGGGGCAAUUCUAGAAAUCCAAACCGGGUUGUAGACGAAUCAAGAAACGCAAUGAAUGAUGAAGAUACACAAUUAUCAACAUCUUUUCCUUGGCCUUUUAGUAGUUUGUUAUCAUCGACAUCGGGUUAUGAUAAUUCCAACUCAAGUUUGGUGACGAGAUCAGCUUCUGGAGGCUCAGGGUCAUCAACCCGGGCCCACGAAGCUGAUCAUCAAGAAGACAGUCAUUGAAAUCUCUUCUAAGUUGGAGAUAUCAAGUCAACAUGAGUGGUUUUGACUUGAUAUCUAAACAACGAGUGGCAUAUCGGGCUUCUCUCUGUAUCUCCGUCUCUAAUCGUCCUAUCUCUCAUUGUGCGACCGUAUAUGCAUCUCAUUGUUGGUAGUUAUCGGUAUUGUGUAUAUGUUGAUUUUAUGUUAAGAUAUAUUUUAAACCUUAAUUUAUUAAACUUCACUUAAAGUGAUUGAUCACGUC